Panicum hallii is the source of this 2871-nucleotide messenger RNA. RefSeq lists its product as uncharacterized. The coding region runs from base 1253 to 2584 and encodes 443 amino acids. The record is from RefSeq and is a predicted model, not a curated record. Lineage: Eukaryota; Viridiplantae; Streptophyta; Magnoliopsida; Poales; Poaceae. The transcript is spliced from 15 exons.
UCUCCGAUAUUCAGCGUUCCACGUCGACUGGUCUGCCCGUCCAGCGUCAUCGCUUCACCCCGUCGCCGGCCACCUGCCGGCGCCACCGCGGGAGCCUACACCGGGGGCUUGCCCACCCGACGGCGACGCGCGGUUAGCGCCGCCUGCCCUCGCCGCUCGUUUCGGCCAAUACAGAAACCAAGGCCGGGGCUUGGUGCGCCCUCGGGCUGCCGCUGCCGCCACCGGGCCGAUCGCCGCCGCGGCUCCCGUCCCGAUCCACGAAGGGGGUGAAUUCGGUAAGCGACGGUCGCGCUCGGUAUCAAUGCGGUUAAGUGGAGGACGAAAUUCUCUUACGCGAAUUUGGGGAUCUGGCUGGGGGUCUUCGUUCUUCCAUCGGAAUCAUCCCCUCCUGUUUCCUCCCGCAAAUUGGGUGCGGUCCAAUUGUAGUGCGAAAUUUUAGUUCUGAUGAUGAUGUACGAUCUGUGUACCUGAGUUCGGUCCUCACUUUGGAUCUUGCUUCAAGUCUGAGAUUUGUCCACAGGCGCCAAAUUUUUUGAAUUGGGACCCUUGCAUUGCUUAUUCACUUUUGGUGUUCAUACCGAUCUUCUCGAAUAGUUUGGCUAUUCCAGAGAAGGAGAUGGAAAUGUGUGCUACGCUACUUCUGGUGAUCGAUUGAUCGAUGAACGGACAAAGCUGUUACUAGUAGUAAUGUGUCGGGACGAAAAGCAGCUGCUGCACAUUUUGCUACAUUUGGAGUGAUUUCUGCCAAAGCUGAAGCCAGCAGCUAUGUAUUUCUCUGACUUCAAGGAAAUGCUAUUUCUGCUAGCUCAAUAGCUCACUGGCAAAUCGGCUAGUCAUGCUCAGCUGGUUUUGGGUUUUCUGCCAAAAAGGGCUUCUUUGGAGUGUUGCAUUCAGUGAGGGCUUCUUGAGAAUUGCUAUAAGAGUAUCUGUUUUUGAAAGGAGUAGAAUUAAAAAAAAUUAAAAUAUUGUUGCGAAACACAUUGAGCCUGUAACUGUUGUCCAUCAGUAAUAUGGAUGCAUGCUAUCGUCUAUAUUUUUAGUCUGUCAGUAGUUUGGAUAUUUUGUGGUUUUUUCAUCUCAAACUGUGAUUUCAGAAUAAGCAUGUAGUUUAAUGGUAAUGCAGCUAGGUUUGAUAAAAAGGAAACUACAUUUUGCUGCAAAGCAGUUAUUUUGUAGUUUUUUUAGAAGAAGUGCAUAGAGUGGUUUUGUGUAUAUCUUUGUUGUGUUAUCAGCUUCAGUACUCCUCUUCUCGAUGAACUACUUUCUUAGAAGAAGCUCUGAUUUAUCAUCUUUAAUCCAACAGCUACAAGUGCUUAAGCAGUGCCAAUACCAUCCUGUCAACAAGUUCCUCUUGUCACAAAAGGACAACACUCGCAUCAUGGCAAAGGCUGGCAUUUUAGGCCGUAGCAGUGUGCCAAGAUCAAAUGAGGGCUUGCGAAUCAUAUUGUCAGCAGUUGUCGGCAUUAUGCUUGGGUACUUGUUUGGCAUUUCCUUCCCUACAGUUAAUAUAACAAAGCUUCACUUCCCUUCCAGCAUUAUCUCCUAUAUUGAAGAUAGAAACUCUGGCAUUACAACCCAAACAUUGUUGAACCAUGCAUGGACGUCUGCUGCUAGUCACAAGAAGAACAAUUCGGUUUCUAAACCGGAUGAAAUUCCGAAGAUUUAUGUACCAACAAACCCUAAAGGUGCUGAAAGGCUCCCACCUGGCAUCGUUGUGUCUGAAACAGAUCUUUAUCUCCGGAGAUUGUGGGGUGAGCCUAGUGAGGAUCUUACUAGCCAACCAAGAUACCUUGUCACAUUUACAGUUGGAUACUCCCAGAAGGCAAAUAUUGAUGCAGCGGUAAAAAAGUUUUCAGAGAACUUCACAAUUAUGUUGUUCCACUAUGAUGGUCGGACCACAGAAUGGGAUGAAUUUGAGUGGUCAAAAAGAGCUAUCCAUGUCAGUGUCAGAAAGCAGACUAAAUGGUGGUAUGCCAAACGGUUUUUGCAUCCUGAUAUUGUUGCUCGUUAUGACUACAUAUUUAUCUGGGAUGAGGACCUAGGCGUCAAUCAUUUUAAUGCAGAGGCGUACAUUGAGCUUGUUAGGAAGCAUGGGCUGGAGAUCUCUCAGCCUGGUUUGGAGCCCGACAAAGGUCUGACAUGGGAAAUGACUAAACGCCGAGGUUAUUCGGAAGUCCACAAAGUAACUGAGGAGAGGCCAGGCUGGUGUACGGAUCCCCAUCUGCCACCUUGUGCAGCAUUCGUUGAAAUUAUGGCAACUGUGUUCUCAAGGGAUGCAUGGCGCUGUGUAUGGCAUAUGAUUCAGAAUGACUUGGUCCAUGGAUGGGGUCUCGAUUUUGCUCUUAGGAAAUGUGUGGAGCCAGCCCAUGAAAAAAUUGGAGUUGUUGAUUCCCAGUGGAUUGUUCAUCAAGUUAUUCCAUCACUUGGUAACCAGGGCAAGGCAGAGAAUGGAAAAGCGCCGUGGGAAGGGGUAAGAGAACGCUGUCGACAAGAAUGGGGAAUGUUUCAAACAAGGUUGGCAGAUGCUGAGAGAGCGUACUACUUGGAGCACGGGAUCACACCCCCAAAUUCGACAGGAGCUUAGCUGAGUACAGGUGCCUCAGGAGUCAUGGUAAGGUUUCUGUUUUGGGAACCUGGCACCUGAAUGACCGGUAUUCACAUCGAAGCUCAGCUCCAUGGAGAUGCAAUUCCAUGGCCAGAUUUGUACAGGCAGCCUCGAAUCCUCCUCUCUUUUUUUCUUUUUUCUUUUUGCUCUACUUAUUCUUAGCCCUGUUCACUACUUAGUUUCAGUAGUAGUGAAACUAGCUUGUAUGUAAGUAACCGAUACAGCACGGAUCUUGAAUUCUUGAUGUCCAUACUAGUACUUCUUUC